UUCGCAUUUAGCUAACAAUAUUUCUUCCCAAAUUGAGUUAUCAUGACUAUACCUUUCAAUAUCAGAAAUUCUUUUCAACUGAGAGAUUUUCACAAGGACUAAAUUUUCAAAAUGGGCUACCAAAAAGUAUGGGCUUGAACAACUACUAAAGCCCACUUGAUAACCCAAAUCACUAGCCCAAACUACACAUAGAACAAUCUCAAAAUUCUACACGUGGAGUAGAAAUAAUCCAUAACCAAUCUCUUCCUGAACCAAAAUUUUUUAAUCCAGGAACAAGAAAAGAAAUGCUAAAAUUAUUGUUAUCUUGUUGUAAGAUAUACAUAUCAGAAAGCAAAAACAAAGCAGCACUUAAAUCAAUUGAAAAAGCUGCUAAAUUAUUUCCAGAGUGUCCCAUCGUUAACAAGUUUGAAGAUGAGAUUUACAACAGAGUUGGUUACACACUUGUUUCCAAAUUUUCUACCAAUUUAAAGAAUGCAUCUUUUGCUAUGGUUAAAGUUGCAUUUGAGAAAAUUGAUUUUCAAGAACAUUGUGGGACUCAUCCUAGGCUUGGUGUUGUGGACCAUAUUUGUUUUCAUCCCUUGAGUGGAACUUCUUUGGAUUUGAUUGCUGAUACUGCUAAGUCUUUGGCAUUUGAAGUUGGUUCUAAUCUUCAAGUCCCAACCUUCCUAUAUGGAGCAGCGCAUCAAGAGGGAAGGUCGCUUGAUUCGAUCAGAAGGGAGUUGGGAUAUUUCCGUCCUAAUGCAAGUGAGAACCAGUGGAUAGGUGGGACAGAAUUGGAGACCCUGCAACUAAAGCCAGACGAGGGUCCUGCUCAAGCAACUCGAGGAAAAGGCAUCAUUACAAUUGGGGCUACCCGGUGGGUUGACAACUAUAACAUUCCAGUCUUCACCAAUGACAUAUCCAUUGUUCGUAAAAUUGCAAAGAGAGUCAGCGGAAGAGGAGGUGGACUUCCAUCAGUGCAGUCCAUGGCACUAACUCAUGGAGGUGGCACAAUUGAGGUUGCUUGUAACUUACUGGAACCAUCUAGGAUUGGUGGUGACCAAGUGCAGCCUGAAGUUGAGCGGCUUGCUAGGGAAGAGGGUAUUGCUGUCGGAAAGGGAUACUAUACUGAUCUCUCAGAAGAAAAAAUAAUCGAAAGUUACUUGAAACUAAUUCAACAUUCUGACUAGAGAAGUUGGAGGAAAAGAUAAUUUCCUACUCUCUUUUCGCGAAUUUUGACAAGGUUUCAGAAACCUCGGACAUUGAACUCCAGAGUUAAUCAGUAUUUGUUUGUGUGUAAAAUCCUGACUUUUUGCAUUUGGUUAUGGCUCACAAUAUGAUGCUCAUACUACAUUUCUUAAACAUUCUUAUUGUAUAUCCAAUUUUUGUAAUCCUAAUGCUCACUGUUUUAA
This is a messenger RNA of Capsicum annuum, 1391 nucleotides long. Its product is annotated as formimidoyltransferase-cyclodeaminase. Gene Ontology annotation, molecular function: folic acid binding; transferase activity. Bases 285 to 1169 code for a protein of 294 amino acids. The transcript is spliced from 2 exons. Lineage: Eukaryota; Viridiplantae; Streptophyta; Magnoliopsida; Solanales; Solanaceae. The record is from RefSeq and is a predicted model, not a curated record.